AUGUCAGGAUGGGUUGAGGAAUUCCAAGGCAUCAUCCCUUGCGCUGGAGUUUCAUUUUCUGAGGAAAACUGGCUUGAGCUGAAAUCAAGCCAAGGAAUAGAGCUUCAUACGUAUAGACACAAUACUGAAAACCCCUGUGCUUUAGUAUUCAUUUUUCAUUGCUGAUUAUCAGCUUCAAGCAGCUAUUCUCAUUUUGCUCAUCGAUUCGCUCAAUCAAAUUUUGCAGCUUUUGCAUUUGAUCAAGAAGGACAUGGAAGGAGUGGAGGUGCAAGAGGAGAGGUAAGAGAUAUAAACGAAAACAUUAGGCUAGGUGUUGAGUUUAUACAGAAAACAAGAGAGCAUUACUCUGAGUGUCUCCCUGUAUUUCUUAUUGGAGAAAGCAUGGGCGGAUUAACAUGCAUAGGAAUUUCCCUAACUUUCCUUAUUUAUUUCUCAAAAUUUAUAUUUUUGAUUAUUUUUCAAUUAAUUUGAUUUACAUUGGAAUAAAAAUAUAUCUUUAAAAAAGCAUAUAUGAAAAUAUAAAAAAAGAUAAGCAUAAAGCAGAAUUUGCUCGAUGCUAGCACCAUUCCUACAACAUUGAAAAAUUUUUUUUAAUAUUUUACCAGACAAGAGAAUAAAAAAAUUCAUUUUAAUUUCAAAUGAAAUAAGAAUUCCUAAAGCAAUCCGAGGCAUGAUUUUGCUUGGCCCUGCAUUGGGCUCAACUCCAAAAUUUUACUCUCAGAAAUGAACUGAUGAGCCAUUCGACCCUAAGGAUGUAGUAAUGUCUUCAAGUAACCCAAAGAUUGAUGAAUGAUGGCUUAAAAAUCCUGAUACCUAUGAAGGAAAGACAAGUGAUAUUACAAGAGAUGCAUUCUCAAGAGGGAUUAAUGAUACUCAUCAGCAGGCUCCACAGGUAAUAACGCCUUUUCUUUUAAUUCACGGAGCCCAUGAUGAGGUAGUCCCUGCUGAAGUAUCAAGAGAAUUUUUCCAAAAUUCUGGAGCUGAAGAUAAAGAAUUUGUAUAUGAUGAAAAUUUAUAUCAUAUAAUUUCUUUAGAAGCUGGAAUUCCAUUAGUUCUUAAUAGAAUUGUAGAAUGGAUACAAGCAAGGAUUUAA
Molecule: messenger RNA, 1093 nt
Organism: Blepharisma stoltei
Lineage: Eukaryota; Ciliophora; Heterotrichea; Heterotrichida; Blepharismidae
Source: the annotation of a GenBank genome assembly